GAGCACCUGGGAUCAUGGCCUGGCAAGAGAGUGAAACCAACAACAGCUCCAUCAAUGACAAGCAAGAACAGCACUGCAGUCGUGUUAUUACAAUUGUCUUCCUGGCACUUUUCAUCGAUUUGCUGGGAUUUGCUCUCAUCUUGCCACUGUUCCCUUCCAUCCUUGAUUAUUACAGCCAGACUGAGGAUGGAUUCUAUUUGUCAUUACAACGUGGUGUGGACUGGUUUGCAGGGAUGGUUGGGAUGCCUCCAGAGCGGAAAUACAACAGCGUCUUGUUUGGAGGUCUGAUUGGCUCAGUCUUUUCCAUCCUACAGUUUUUCUCCUCUCCCCUCACUGGUGCAGUGUCAGACUGCUUGGGCAGAAGGCCUGUCAUCUUGAUGACAGUGAUAGGUUUGAUAACAUCAUACGCACUAUGGGCUGCCUCUAGGACUUUUGGCGUUUUUCUUCUCUCCAGGAUCAUAGGUGGAAUAAGCAAAGGGAAUGUCAGCCUCUCCACAGCUAUAAUUGCCGACUUGAACUCUGCAAAAGCACGGAGCAAGGGCAUGGCAAUGAUUGGUGUUGCUUUCUCCCUUGGUUUUACCCUGGGUCCCAUGAUCGGAGCUUACCUAGCCGUGCAGACAGAGAAAGGAGAAGUCUUCUAUCUUCGUUCAGCAUUGCUGGCGCUCAUGUUUGCUGUGGCUGAUUUAAUUUUCAUCUUCUUCCUGCUUCCGGAGACACUUCCCAAAGAAAAACGGGUCUCUUCUGUGACGUCUGGGUUUCAGGCAGCAGUUGACUUGCUCAGUCCUUUGGCUUUAUUUCAGUUCUCUGCAGUCACUCGAGGAAAGGAAUCCCCUUCAGAGAAGAAUCGUCAGAAUCUCAAAGUCUUGGGCCUGGCUUAUUUCCUGUACCUCUUCCUGUUUUCCGGCUUGGAGUAUACACUGAGUUUUCUCACUCACCAGAGAUUCCAGUUUAGCAGGGAUAGCACACUUAGAAGCAUGCAGCAGGGCAAGAUGUUUUUCUUUAUUGGAAUAACAAUGGCCGUGAUCCAGGGAGGCUAUGCUCGCCGAAUCAAGCCAGGAAAUGAAAUCAGAGCUGUAAAAAGGGCUAUUAUGUUGCUGAUUCCAGCUUUCUUCCUAAUUGGAUGGGCUGCAAAUGUGACCAUGCUGAGCGUUGGACUGUUGCUGUACUCUUUUGCUGCGGCCAUUGUUAUCCCAUGUUUGUCAGCAGUGGUGUCAGGCUAUGGCUCUGCCAGCCAGAAGGGCCGAGUCAUGGGGAUCCUGCGGAGCCUGGGUGCCCUCGCCAGAGCCCUGGGACCAAUCCUGUCAGCCACAGUUUACUGGCUGGCAGGGGCAGAGGUUUGCUUCACACUUUGUGGAGGUUUGUUCCUCAUCCCCUUUGUUUUACUUGGUUCUGUGAGACAGCAGAGAAAGGAGGAGUAG
Molecule: messenger RNA, 1418 nt
Organism: Mesitornis unicolor (brown roatelo)
Lineage: Eukaryota; Metazoa; Chordata; Aves; Mesitornithiformes; Mesitornithidae
Gene: SLC75A1
Product: major facilitator superfamily domain containing 10
Exons: 12
Coding region: 15-1418 (467 amino acids)
Biological process (GO): transmembrane transport
Cellular component (GO): brush border membrane
Molecular function (GO): transmembrane transporter activity
Source: RefSeq, a predicted model, not a curated record